AUGGAGGAGAUGAGGCAGGUUCUUGGGAUGUCAAUAGAAAGAAAGAAUGAAAAUGGGUUAAGUAAUAGUUUGAAAGAGAGAGUUUGGGAGGUAUCAAAGAAGAUAUGGAAGAUUGCAUUUCCUACAAUAAUAGCUGAAGUUUCUCAAUUUGGAACACCUGUUCUUAAGCUCUCGUUCAGAUUCUCAUUCUGCGUUUUGCUAAUGGCAUCAUUCUUCACCAUUCAAAAGUACUUGCAAGGACAACUCAAGAAUAGUAUUAUUGGAUGGUUAUCUACUGGAUCAUUUCUUAUCCAUGUGUUACUAUCAUGGGUCUUUGCCAACAAAUUACAUUGGGGGAUUCCUGGAGCAAUGAGUGCAAUUGUAAUAGGUAGUUGGUUGGUGGUAUUUGGAGAAUUUGUAUACAUUUUUGGGGGUUGGUGCCCAAAAACAUGGAGGGGAUUCACUUGGGCUGCUUUUUCUGAUCUCUUCCCAAUUAUAAGGCUCUCAAUAUCUUCUGGUUUGAUGCUCUGUUUAGAGUUAUGGUACAAUGCUAUUGUAAUCCUAUUAGCAGGAUACACGAAAAAUGCUGCAGUCGCCAUAUCUGCCGUUUCUAUAUGCCUUAAUAUCAUAGCUUGGGAAUUUAUGUUAUGCCUUGGCUUCCUUAUCUCCUCAAGUGUUCGAAUUUCAAAUGAAUUAGGAAAAGGAGAUGCAGAAGCUGCAAAUUUUGCAGCGAAAGUCAUAGCAUGUACAUCAAUCUGCAUACGAGUGUUCUUCUGUGCUCUUUAUCAGAUAUUCGGAGACAAGAUCGGACACUCGUUUACAAAUGAUGACAAAGUAGUAGAAUAUACAGCAGAACUCUGGUUCCUGCUUUCUCUAUCAAUAGCAUUCAGUGUAUAUAAAAUUAAUAUUUCAGGAGUAGCAAUAGGUGCAGGAAGGCAGAAACUGGUUGCCUACGUUAAUAUCUUCUGUUUUUAUUUGGUUGGAAUACCAAUAGGGCUUCUAUUGGGAUAUGUCCUGCAUCUAAAAAUAAAUGGAAUAUGGAUGGGAAUGCAACUCGGUGUUAUAUUGCAAUCGUUAGUGUUGGGUUACAUUACAUGGACAACUGACUGGAGUGAGUAG
This is a messenger RNA of Carica papaya (papaya), 1098 nucleotides long. NCBI's taxonomy places the organism in Eukaryota, Viridiplantae, Streptophyta, Magnoliopsida, Brassicales, Caricaceae. The record is from RefSeq and is a predicted model, not a curated record.